Molecule: messenger RNA, 1342 nt
Organism: Coturnix japonica (Japanese quail)
Lineage: Eukaryota; Metazoa; Chordata; Aves; Galliformes; Phasianidae
Source: RefSeq, a predicted model, not a curated record
UGGGCUGGGUGGAGAUGAGCGAGGAGGAGCUGGCACCUGGCAGGAGCAGCGUUGCUGUCAACAACUGCAUCCGCCAGCUGUCCCUGCACCAGCACGACGCGCCCGGCGCAUGGGGGGGGGCCGGGCCAUGCUGCUGCUCCUGCAGAACCAGACGCUGAAGCUGGUGGACCCGCAGGACCAGAGCCUGCUGCAUGCACAGCCCGUGGCCAGCAUCCGUGUAUGGGGUGUGGGGCGCGACAGUGGCAGGGAGAGGGACUUUGCCUACGUGGCGCGGGACCAGCUGACGCAGAUGCUCAAGUGCCACGUCUUCCGCUGCGAGGCCCCGGCCAAGGACAUCGCCACCAGCCUGCACGAGGUCUGCUCCCAGAUCAUGGUGGAACGGCGCAGUGCCCGGGCGCUGGCUAAUGGCCUCUCCGUGGACGCCUCCAGGAUGGUGGAGAUCCCCUUCCAAGUGGAGUUCCCGGCGCCCAAGAGCGAAGUGGUGCAGAAGUUCCACGUCUGCUAUUUGGGCUGCGUCCCCGUGGCCAAACCCGUGGGUAUGGAUGUCAUCAACGCGGCGCUGGAGGCGGCGUUGGCCACCAGCAGCAAAGAGCACUGGACGCCCAUCGUGGUCAACGUGGCGCCGGCCACGCUCACCAUCACCCACGAGCAGACCGAUGCGGUGCUGUGCGAGUGCCGGGUGCGGUUCCUGUCCUUCAUGGGUGUGGGCCGAGACGUUCGCUCCUUCGCGUUCAUCAUGGCCAGCGCGCCCGGCGCGUUCCGCUGCCACAUGGUUUGGUGUGAACCCAACGCGGCGGGGCUGAGCGAGGCUCUGCAGGCUGCCUGCAUGCUGCGCUACCAGAAGUGCUUGGACGCGCGGCCCCAGGCGUCCAGCUCGUGCCUGCCCGCACCGCCCGCCGACUCGGUGGCCCGUCGGGUGGGCUCCACGGUGCGCAAGGGCGUGCAGAGCCUGCUGGGCAGCCUGAAGCCCAAGCGCCUGGGGGCGCAGACGCCGUGACGGGACGGAGGCGACGGGAGAGCAGCCACCGGAGCCCCCCCCGCUGCCGGCAGGACGGCGCCGGGACGGGGCGGCCGCGCCGGAGCCGCGUGCCCAGCGGGGCGCGCGUGUGUGUGUGUGAAUGUCUCCGGCCGCAUCCCACCCGUGGGUCCCGGUGCCGUGGGGCGGGGGGUCGGGCCGGUGUCCUGCCCCGCGCGUGGGGCUGGGGCGGGGCGCCGCCCGCCUGAUGCAUGCGGUCUAACCUGCAGCGUGGGGACCCUCGGGGGCCGCCCGGCUCCGAGCCGCCCCCUCCUGCUGUAACAGAGAUCUGUGUCGUACUAAAUAAUUAAUAAACCCAUUCCACCA